Messenger RNA from Drosophila hydei, 1295 nucleotides. RefSeq names its product 28S ribosomal protein S22, mitochondrial (gene mRpS22). The transcript has a single exon. Gene Ontology annotation, cellular component: mitochondrial small ribosomal subunit. The record is from RefSeq and is a predicted model, not a curated record. Bases 82 to 1257 code for a protein of 391 amino acids. Lineage: Eukaryota; Metazoa; Arthropoda; Insecta; Diptera; Drosophilidae. Gene Ontology annotation, molecular function: structural constituent of ribosome.
UUGACAGUAUAGCAUUUUAGAGCACUGUAGAUCAUUAGCUCGUGUAUUUUGGCUCUGCUUUGCAGUCUUAUUGAAUUAAAAAUGUUAAUUGUACGACAUUUACGUAAACUAAAUGCGCCGCAACGACUGCAGCUAAAUGUGGACCAAACGCGUCGCGCACUUUCCGAUGCCAACCUGCAAUACGACAAAGAUCCCCAGCCGCUAUUCACAGAUGCCGAAACACAGCGUCUGCUUCAAUCCAUGACGCAACUGCAGCUGGAGAAGGUCUUCAGGAAACGAACCGUUGCGGAUAACAGCACGGAAACGAAAUUCAUGACCACUGCACAGCUGGAAAAGGAGUUUUUGCUAACCAUUGAAAAGGCUAAGAAACUGUUGCAAAUGCCGCCGGUUGUGCAGAUCAAACCGGACACCGAACGGGUCAUAUCCAAGGAUCCGGCACUAAAAGAUUUCGACGAUUCAAAAUACGUUUUCACGGACAUCAGCUUUGGUCUCAGGCCAUCGGAGCGCAAGGUAGUAGUACGUGAUGUGGAUGGAACCUUAUCCUAUGCCCCACUAGAGACACAAAAACGUAUGAAUCAAUUGUACUUCCCAUUGGAUGGCCGCAAAUCCUAUACGCCUCGCAUGUUUAGCGACAAGGAGCUGCUGCAGCGUUGUCUGGAUGAACACAAAUAUGAAUUUGUUCUGGAUCGCCUAACGGUGCAAUAUGAGCCCUAUGAGACCGAGUUCCAUAAUAUUUCCGCCAAAGUUUUUACGCAUUUGAAUGAAUCGAAGCAAUUCGAUUUACUGCGCUCCACCCGUCAUUUUGGACCAAUGGCCUUCUUCUACGCCUGGCAUCGUUGCAUCGAUGAUCUGCUCUACGAUAUGAUACGACGCGAUUAUCUGUACAAUGCCGUCCAGCUGAUUGCGCUUAGCUAUAAGAUACAUAAGGUGCCCGUGGAGUAUGGGCAAACGCUUAGCCAGUUAGAGGCACUGCAGCCAACGCCUGCCGAACGUGCGCUCGAGGAGCUGCGCAGCUGCUUGCAGAAGCCAUCGGAGAAAGGCAUUGAGAAGGAGAUACACGCGGCCAUUGGCAAAACAGAGCAAGAUUUCACAGCCGACGAACUAAGCUUGAAAUUCAUUGAGCAAUACAUUGGAAGCGAACAUGCGCUGAAGAAGGUGCAACUGGAACUGGCUGUGCAGACUCUUAAGGAGCUAAAUCUGGAGAAGUUGCAGCUGUUUAAGGGCUUAAAGAAGGCGCACGGUGUGCAGGCAUCAUAAGAGCACACAUCUUUAUUAUUGUUAAUAAAAAAUACGAA